This is a messenger RNA of Erinaceus europaeus (western European hedgehog), 7828 nucleotides long. It is a transcript of the gene GRAMD1B, whose product is annotated as GRAM domain containing 1B. The record is from RefSeq and is a predicted model, not a curated record. The transcript has 22 exons. Gene Ontology annotation, biological process: intracellular sterol transport. Lineage: Eukaryota; Metazoa; Chordata; Mammalia; Eulipotyphla; Erinaceidae. Gene Ontology annotation, cellular component: endoplasmic reticulum-plasma membrane contact site; plasma membrane; endoplasmic reticulum membrane. The coding region runs from base 462 to 3086 and encodes 874 amino acids. Gene Ontology annotation, molecular function: sterol transfer activity; sterol binding.
CCCUGAGGCCCCAGUACUCACAAACCCCUGCUGACUCCCCUCAGCUCUACAGUUGACCACUAACAGCUCCAAGCCGACUCUCCAGCCCCGUGUGCUGCCGACCGCGAGCCGCUGAGAGUUGGCCGGGCUGCCCCCUGGGGCCAGGGAGCGCAGGGAGCCGCGGAAGAUAAACAAGCGGGCGCCGAGGGGAACCCCGGGAGGGGCCGGCUGCUGGCAGCGCUCCCGCCGUGCCUGGGUCGCCUCGCGGCGGACAGACGGGGCGAGCCGGCGCCGACUGAAGGCGGCAGAAGGCAUCCGCGUCCCGGGGAGCCCGCGCCCCGGCAGCUCGCACGCGGGGCUUCCCAGCAACAAGGGGCGGAGAGCGGCGCCACAGGGGCUGGUGAGCCGGAUCCCGGACCCCGGACCCAGGGAGCGAGACAACUAGCUGAGGGCGCCCGGGGAGCGCAGAGACAGAGGAACCCAUGCCCGCGGCCAACAUGAUGGAGAACCUGCAGCCGCCGGCCCUGCAGGUGCCUGAGCUGCAGGGCGCGCCCGACGGCGGCCCGGUCUGGUCCAGCUCGUCCACCCCCACGCUUCGCCGCCGGCGCUUCAAGAUGCGGCGCAUGAAGAACGUGCAGGAGCAGAGCCUGGAGACCGGGCUGGCCCCCGGCAAGGAGUUCCUGCAGCUACCGUCCAUCGAGAUCACGCCCUCCAGCGACGAGGACACCCCUUGGUCCAACUGCUCCACGCCCAGCGCUUCCCCGCGCCGCAAGCGCUUCCUCCUCCGCAAGUGGCUGAGGGUGAGGGAGCGGAAGGAGUGCAGUGAAAGCAGCCAGCAGAGCAGCUUGCAGAGCAGCCGCGAGGAUGAUUCCAGCAGGUUCCUGAGCCCUCGAGCACGGGAAGAAAGCACUGCCAGUAACUCAAACCGCAGCACGCCCGCCUGCUCCCCCAUCCUCCGGAAGCGGUCCCGCUCACCCACCCCGCAGAACCCCGACGGAGACACCAUGGUGGAGAAGGGCUCCGACCACUCCUCGGACAAGUCCCCAUCCACCCCGGAGCAGGGUGUGCAGCGCAGCUGCUCCUCACAGUCGGGCCGGAGUGGGGGCAAAAACUCCAAGUCUCACAAGCGCCUCUCAAAAAAAAGCCAGAGUUGGUACAAUGUGCUAAGUCCCACUUACAAGCAGAGAAAUGAAGACUUCAGAAAGCUCUUUAAGCAACUUCCAGAUACGGAGCGCCUCAUUGUUGAUUACUCAUGUGCACUCCAAAGAGACAUUCUCCUUCAGGGCCGCCUCUACCUCUCUGAGAACUGGAUUUGCUUCUACAGCAACAUCUUCCGCUGGGAGACGCUGCUGACCGUCCGCUUGAAAGACAUCUGCUCCAUGACAAAAGAGAAGACAGCUCGCCUCAUCCCCAAUGCCAUUCAAGUUUGCACUGACUCAGAAAAGCACUUUUUCACAUCCUUCGGGGCACGAGAUCGGACAUACAUGAUGAUGUUCCGGCUUUGGCAGAACGCUCUUCUGGAGAAGCCCCUGUGCCCCAAGGAGCUCUGGCACUUCGUCCACCAGUGCUAUGGGAACGAGUUGGGCCUGACCAGUGAUGAUGAGGACUACGUGCCUCCAGAUGAUGACUUCAACACGAUGGGCUACUGUGAGGAGAUCCCUGUAGAAGAGAAUGAAGUGAAUGACAGCUCAUCCAAAAGCAGCAUUGAGACUAAGCCAGAUGCCAGCCCCCAGUUGCCCAAGAAGUCCAUCACCAACAGCACACUGACUUCCACAGGCAGCAGUGAAGCCCCGGUCUUGUUUGACGGGCUGCCGCUAGAGGAGGAGGUGGCACUGGAGGGCGCCCUGGAGAAGGAGCUGGCCAUGGACAGCAUCAUCGGGGAGAAGAUGGAGAUGAUUGCACCUGUCAACUCUCCUUCCCUAGACUUCAAUGAUAAUGAGGACAUCCCCACCGAGCUCAGUGACUCCUCUGACACCCAUGAUGAAGGGGAAGUCCAGGCCUUCUAUGAGGACCUGAGUGGCCGGCAGUAUGUGAACGAAGUCUUCAACUUCAGUGUGGACAAGCUCUAUGACCUUCUGUUCACUGACUCACCCUUCCAGCGUGACUUCAUGGAGCAGCGACGCUUCUCUGAUAUCAUCUUCCACCCUUGGAAGAAGGAGGAGAAUGGGAACCAGAGCCGAGUAAUUCUUUACACCAUCACCCUCACCAACCCCCUGGCUCCCAAAACUGCCACAGUCAGGGAGACACAGACCAUGUACAAGGCCAGCCAGGAGAGCGAGUGUUACGUGAUUGACGCCGAGGUCCUUACCCACGACGUGCCAUACCACGACUACUUCUACACCAUCAACCGCUACACGCUUACCCGGGUGGCUCGCAACAAGAGUCGGCUCAGGGUUUCCACAGAGCUGCGCUAUCGAAAGCAGCCUUGGGGGCUGGUGAAGAGUUUCAUCGAAAAGAACUUCUGGAGUGGGCUGGAGGACUACUUCCGCCACCUGGAGAGUGAGCUGACCAAAACAGAGAACGCCUACCUGGCCGAGAUGCACAGACAGUCCCCCAAAGAGAAGACCAGCAAGCCGCCCACGGUACGCAGGAGGAAGAGGCCCCACACCCACCUGCGGGUUCCUCACCUGGAAGAAGUGAUGAGCCCAGUCACCACACCCACAGAUGAAGACGUGGGUCACCGAAUCAAGCACGUGGCAGGUUCCACACAGACACGGCAUAUCCCCGAGGACACCCCCAGUGGUUUCCACCUGCAGAGCGUGUCCAAGCUGCUGCUGAUUAUCAGCUGUGUUCUGGUGCUGCUGGUCAUCCUCAAUAUGAUGCUCUUCUACAAACUCUGGAUGUUGGAAUACACCACCCAGACUCUCACCGCCUGGCAGGGUCUGCGGCUCCAAGAAAGGUUACCCCAAUCUCAAACAGAAUGGGCCCAGCUCUUAGAGUCCCAGCAAAAGUAUCAUGAUACUGAACUCCAGAAAUGGAGGGAGAUCAUCAAGUCUUCAGUGAUGCUUCUUGACCAGAUGAAGGACUCACUCGUCAAUUUGCAGAACGGCAUCAGGUCCCGGGACUACACAUCUGACAGCGAGGAGAAGCGGAGUCGCUACCACUGACAAAGCAGGAGCGGGGGCGGCUGCCAAAGGCCUGUGCAAUACAUGUACAUAGACCAUAUAAAUAGAUCUAUAAAUAUAUAUAUACAGAAUAUAAAUAUAUAUAUAUAUAUAUUCUAUACAGAUUUUAAACAGAGAUAAUGCCUAUGUACCAGGGAGAAGGAGCGGGACUGCCUCCCGCACUGGCCAGUGGAGGGAGGGCCGAGGAGGGCAGGGUCCACCUCUCCUCCCUCCCCUGACCCCAUCCCCAUCCUCGGUCCCACCCUUUCCCUUGCUGGCCAUUCCUGGCUCUGAGAAGAGAAACAUCAUUGAGCCAAAGUUAUGCCUGUGAAGACCCUGGGUCUUGAAAAGAAGUCUCAAGGGGGCAUUGCUUCCGGUGCUUUAUUCCCCCAUCCCACCCCCCACCCCUCACCCCCACUUCUGAUCUGUUUCUCAAAUAAAUGAGAGUCUUUUUUUCCUGAGCCCACGCUUCCCCAGGUGUUCUCUCGCAAGUGAGGAAGCGAGGGAGCAUCAAGAGCAGGGACUCAGUCUGCGCUCUACCAGAUGAGGCCACUCCCUUUCUAGGGACCACACUCCAGGGCCAGGUGGAGGGGACGGCGGGGAAGCCAGGAAGGCCGCAUUUGGGGGCUGGGGCUUCGUGGUGCAGAUGCCUGAGGUCUGUGUGCACCUUCCUCUGGCCUCUGCAACAUCUCCACCCAAUAAGGGCUGGGAACUUCCUGCUUCCUCCCCCUCUGGUCUUCUCCCAGACUGGAUCUGGGUGAAGAGUCACUUUGUAGUGCCUAAAGUCCUAUUUUUCCUCUGUGCCCUAAGAGUUUAUUAGUAAAUAGCCAGGGUAGAGCCCUUUUUGAGCUUCUUAAACCCCAUUUUGUCAUUGGAAACCUGUAAGCUCUGGCAGGUUCAGUUCCUUUGCAUAUGGAGCUGUCAGUGUGAUCUCUGGGAUUGACCAGGGUAUGAGAUGGUGAGGCCCUGCAGUGUGUGGCUCACAGAGUCUGACCACAGUGUUGGGCAAGCUGGGAGCACAUGCUCCAAGCCCUUCUUCUGUAUCUGCCAGCCCGUGCGCUCUGAGUGAGCCCAGCAGUAGUCAAGAGAGCCUGAGACAUUUUGCAUAUGGCAGAAGUCCAAAGCCCUUGGAGGGAAUGCACUAGGAGAGGUUCAGGUGCUUGGGCAGGAAAAGGCCAGGUGGAGUGUCUGCUCCAUGGGGACUGUCCUGCAGCCUCAGUUCCUCAGAUGUGGGAGUGGGAGCUCAGGCAGAGAAAGCCAAGCCUUCUCUAGUUUCUGACUUCAGAGAGGUAUGAGCUAACUGAGGAGCAGAAAGAGGAGCAGAGGCUUGGAAAGUAAGUUGUGAGGGUUGACUCUUUAGGACUCAUGCAUCCCUCUUACUUCCUGGUCCCCUCUGGGCAUAUUCACCACUCCUCAUGCACCAACUCCAGUUCUCUUUGUAAUGGCCAAAUGGUUCCUGCCAGAAUGCUCUAGAGCUCAGGAGGGUCUCAAUCAGGAAUGCCAGUUUGACAGAGAACUCUUUCAGAUGGCUUAUUAUUCUGGUGGGCCUCUUGGUACAAGGGGCAGAAGGAAAGGCAUGAUAACUGCUCUACCCUGACAAAAAGAGAAAAUUGUAUUCUCCUGGAAUGGUCUCUGCAUCCCACUUUGACAAUUAAAUGCCUUUAGUAUUUCAUUCUAUCUGAGAAGAUAGGCUUGUCCUCACCAUUAAGGGAAAGAGGAGUUGACCAAAAGCUACUGCUCUCGUCACCUGCAGGAGUCAGAGAAGGAAACCCCACAGGCUCAGCUAGAACUGCUGCCCUUCCCUUGGGAAAGGCCAUAUGAGGGCGGAGACACACCAGGCACUUGUGCCCCCAGCAAGGGGGUCACUGCCACCCUUGUCCAGGACUGUGCAAGGGGAGCCUGGGAGAAGGUCAGACUCACAGGCCUCGAGCCAAAUGUAGAAAGAGUGCAAACCACUAGAGAUGUUCCUGUUGGAGUAGCCAGCCAGAAGCGUUCCCAGACACUUUGGAAAGUGAAAAUGGCAAAAUUUUCUUGAAUGACUCCACGGACAUUUAUUGAUUUAAAUCAUCCAGUUAUUCAAGGUUCUGUGGUGCAGCCAUGGGGUGGGGGUGAAUUAGAGGAGGUUAGCUUGUUCUGCUUUGCUGGCUGUGGGCAGACCUGGUAACACAGAGCUGCUCUGCGUCUGCUUGCCCUCUUCAAGGGAGGAGGCAGUACUCAGUGUGUCCAGAUACCCUCAUGACUUCUGAUGACAAUGGGACAGUCCCAUCCUGGCCUGCUUAGUAUUUAAACAUUCAGAUCUCUAGUGGAUGCUCUUGAUUCUCAUCAUUGCCCGGCUUUUAAACCAGGAGGUCAACAACAGGACUCACUCCUAAUUAAAAGUUGUUCCCCUGAUUGAAUAACAAGUGGAAGAGAUGGACACUCACUCCACAGAUCAGCCUGGGCUGGUGCUGUCUGCAAGGAAGCUGCAAGACCACCACCCCUCACUUUAGUUCUUCCAAACACGGCUUUUCUGCAUUUCAUUUAUAAAAGAACUUGAGUCCUUCUGUGAGGAUUCAUUUGAUCAAAGGCCCAGAGCUUGCAUUUAAUUUCAGAGAAUUUGCAAAGUUUCAGACCAGGUAAAAAACGGCUAACAGGGUCAAAAUAUCUGCUUCAGCUAGAGAGAUUAACAAAACUGGUGUUGACGAAUCCAGUCAUGUCUACAAUUUUUCCCAUACCACUGCCUUCCCUUGCAAGGGGUAGUAUCCUCAGCCAGCAGUGUCAACAGCUUGGCGCAAUCUGGGAAGAGAUGACAGUGAGUGGCAGAGACCUGGCUGAGCUCUAGCUUUGCUGGUGGGCCAGUCACCUCCCCUUUCCCAGUGUCAGCCUCUUCAGCUGUAACCACAGGGCCCAUCAUUGGUGCUGUUUGGGGGGCUUGGCCAGAGACCUGUAAGGUUGGUCUUUCUCAGAUGUAGCAGCUGCCUUGGCGGGGGAUCUUGGGAUAGAGCUGCCCUGGUGUUCAGAUGAUGGGGCAUUGUCUGGGUUUCUAGGGAUUGCAGGGUAAUUCAUUUCUACCUUACAGGGUACUGAGGGCUAGGGAGGCCUCAGGAGAGAGAGGGCAGCCAGGCAUGUUGUGUGCUGCAGUACUGACAGAGGAGCACGUUUCUUCCUGGUUAGAAGGCAUUGGCCUAGUUUUGGUUUGGGAAGGGAACUUGCUUUUGCUUCCUCUAAAUUAGGAGAAGGAGAGUAAUGGGCAAAAAGGACACCAUCUUGGGAUGAACCCAUCUUUGUCCUUGACUCUGAAACCUCUGUGUAUCUAUCCUUCCUCCCACUAGAGAAAACAAUGGAGCUUCUCUUUUUGCUCAUCCAGCCCCUGUCAGUCAUUGGAUUAAGUGUGAAGCAUUGGUGGACAUCCAUAUGCUUGACUCACAGCUGGCACUAAGACCCUGGGGCUGCAAGGAGAGAAUGAAGGAAUGCUCAGGGAACUGGGUUCUCUCCCUGUCUCUGCCCCAUGCCAAGCUUGGUCCCUGGACGGUACCAUCACAAGCAGCAUCUCUAGGUGGAGUCUUAGGGGAAGGACGAGGGGAAGACUCCUCCUAGACUGCCUGUGCUUUCAGAAGGCUCCUCUCCAUGCCACUUGGCUUCUCCAGCUUUGCAGGGCAGUCAGCACCCACCCUUCUCCCCUGGGAAGCCCAGGAGAAAUGCACCCGCCUUUCCCCAGGUGGCAGGGUUGUGAUUCCACCUUCCCACUACAGUGGGAAACUUGAGGACUUCUCUUCCUGACUCUCUCUCCUCCACCCCUGGUCUCUAGGCUGUGGGACAAUCACCCUGUUCACCACUCGACAUCCUCCACCCUUCUCCCCAAACCUCCAGCAGGCUGGCCCCUCUCCCUUCCACCUCUCUAUUUUCUUCCAGAAGAUACAUUUUGGGUCAGAAUGGAGCGUUUUUCUGGAAACGUCUUUCGAUGCCCCGCCUUCCUGCCAAGGAGCGGGAAUUUGCACACGGAGUAGAGAGCCCCCUUCCUGCCUCUCUGCCCCGCCUGGUUACCUCACUCCUGCCCUGGCUCCCCAUGGGAGUAUGCUGUGUGACAGCUCAGGGGUCUUGGGCAUUGUUUUCUGUGGUGACUGGAGGUCCUCAGCAGGCCUGGGAGCCCAGACUGGAGCCCUGGCUACUGGUGAGAAACACUUUGCCUGCAGAGAGGAGCGACGCCAUUCAGCUCCCCAGCACUUGGAGGCAGACAGGACAUUGUGGUCUCAGCUCGUGCCUCCCUUGCUUCUCUCAGCAUGAGGAGAUGUCGCAGGAACCAAAAACAGUGGCCUCUGCUCCAGGCAGACAGCUGGCUCUGUCUGGGAAGUCGGUUCAGGCUGAGAUCGCAUCGUCCAAGCAGCCACUUUGCCAACAGUUGUGUGCAGCUCCCACGUCUGCCCACCUGCACUCUGGGGCCAGACUGAUCUGCAUGGACCAGACCAUCUUCCCAAACCCAUGGUGCUUUCCUCCCCACUCGACCCAGACUCUGGCGGGGAGAGAGGGGGGAGGCUGAGAGAGCAGCCUGCACUGGGCCAUCAGAGUAGGCCCACAGGGGUGGCAGUCACAUUGUCUGGCCAUCUAUAUCUGGAUCUAAACUGUACUCUGCCUGGCGCUGGGCGCAAGGUCUGGAAAUCUAAUGCUAGUACCCAGAAGUGUACAAGGCUUUCCAGCCAAAUCUCAGUGUACAGUAGCAAGAGCCGUGGAAAUACAGUAUGAAUUAAAAGACAAAGUAUUGAACUAAA